UUUGUACUCCCGGAACUGAAGUCGGCGCCGCCCGUUGAUGACGCACAUGAUGCCGCCCGUGUGACACCGUAGUUGCCUUCCCCCUGGGAAGUGCAUCCCAGCUGGAGGAGUUCCGAGGCCGGGCGUUCUUCUGAGAGAUGGCUGUAAAGAUCGCCGGCCUGGGCUUCUUCUCCCCGCUGUUGCUGUGCUGGCUGAUCUUGGCAGCUGUACUCCUGGCACAGGCUCGCCAGCUUCGCUUCGUCACUGUGGUUUAUCGGCAUGGCGACCGCUCUCCGGUGAGGGCUUACCCAAAGGAUGUGCAUCAAGAGAGUGCCUGGCCUCAGGGCUUUGGGCAGCUUACACAGAUUGGGAUGAAGCAGCACUGGGAUCUGGGACAAGCGCUGCGUGACCGUUACAAAGGAUUCCUUAAUGAGUCAUAUGAUAGGCAUGAGAUCUACGUAAGGAGCACAGAUGUGGACCGCACCCUGAUGAGUGCCGAGGCGAAUUUGGCGGGUCUAUACCCACCAGCGGGAUCCCAGGUCUUCCAGCCAAACAUCACAUGGCAGCCAAUCCCAGUGCAUACUGUGCCAGACGCAGAGGAGCGGCUCCUGAAGUUUCCAGUACUUCCUUGUCCAAAAUACCUCAAGCUGCAGGAGGAGACUCGGCAAUCUCCGGAAUAUGUCAAGACGACCAAAGACAAUAAGGACUUCCUUCGUAUGGUAGCGAAUGAAACCGGACUUUCAGACUGCUCUUUGGAAUCUGUGUGGUCCAUUUCCGACAUUCUCUUCUGUGAGUCAAAACAUAACCUGAGCCUACCCUCCUGGGCGACACCUGACGUUGUAGAACGACUGAGAAAUUUAAAAAAUUUUGGCUUCAGGUUUCUUUUUGGGAUCACUGAGCAGAAGGAGAAGGCACGUCUGCAGGGAGGUCUUUUGGUGGCUCAAAUCCUGAAUAACCUAACAGCAGCUGCACAGAACUCGUCAAAUGGCCUCAAGUUCAUUGCAUACUCCGCACAUGAUACCACACUGGGUGCACUACAGAUGGCUCUUGAUGUCUACAAUGGAGUACAGGCCCCUUAUGCGUCUUGCCAUAUGUUCGAGCUGUAUGAGGAGAGUCCAGGAAACUUCACAGUGGAGAUGUAUUUUAGAAAUGAGAGUGCACACCCACCUUUCCCUCUGACCGUCCCGGGCUGUGUGCAUAGCUGCCCCCUGGAGAGGUUUCAGAGCUUGCUGCAAGAGGUUGUGGCUGAAGACUGGGAGAAGGAAUGUCAGAUCUCCAGCCCAAGCAGGGACACGGAGGUCAUCAUCGGCCUGGUCGCCUGUGGGUGUAUCCUCUUCCUCAUCGUUGUCCUGCUGCUCACAGUCCUUUUCCGGCAGAAGUCUCAACCAAUCGGAUACCAGCACGUCUCCAACGUAGGGGAGGAGCAGAGCUAGUUGCCUCCACUCUCCCCCCCCCCAACACCUGUGGCCUUGCCGUCUGUCUACCAGGAUGGAUGACACCCAGCAGGUGCCUACAAAGGGAAUUUUGAAGCAAGAUUUUAUUUUUUUAAGUUCUGGAUCAAAAAAGACAUUCAUUUUAGUCUUCGGGUGAAGAAUGAUGGUGGGAACAAACCAAUGCAAAAGAUUUAAUGGACAUAGAAAUAAAAUCUUAAACCGGUAAAUGUACGUAAAAUAGACACUAUAGUCCACAGUAUCAGUCCAAUUGUUUUAUGUGAUGAUUUAAAGGAGAAGUGGGCAACUGUCCCCUGGUAAGUGUGACAUCUGCCUUGUCACCGGGACUACGCAAGUGUAGUCGCAGUAUUGCUGAUCAAGUCAGUGCUGGCCUCCAGUGUGAAACGGACACUUAUGACUGUUCCAUUAUAUGCAGAAGAGAAUCGCACACAUCACUCUCCUGCAAGAUGCCCUAGCAUGACUGCUGUACCUCCAUCUCUAAGCUGUAGGGGGGGUGCUUCAGCGUAAUAGGGAAAAAGUCACAGGCCAGGACAUGGCUAUUUCUACUGGACUAUCAAUGUUUUAGAAUCUCUUUAACUUAAACAGUACUGUAUGUCUAGCUGUAUAUUUGGGUUGGGGCCGGGAUUGCGGCGGUCAGCAUCCCAACACCAGGAUCCCGGCCGCAGAAUGCCUGCGGUGGAGGCAAGCGUUGUUAUGUAGUGGUCGGUAUUGUGACUGCCGGUCACAUACUGUAAGUACAUCCCGUAUAUUUGGUACAAAUGUCUAACUUACCACUCUAGCGUGGUGCAGUCUUUUGCCUGCAGCCAUUAUUUAAAGGCCCUCACUGGCAGCACCAUAAUCCCACACCUGCUCCCAUUUACUAUGUAACAGUAACUGGUGCGACUUCUAUUCGUAUCACCUCAUGACAUCACUAAGCAGAACGGCAGGGGAGACCGUUGUUAGACACAUCACUACCCCCCGGCUGCGGUACUCCUCAUUAUUGGAGAAAUGUGUUGCACAUAAUAACCAAUCAGCUUGUAGCUUUCAUUUUAUAGACUGUGCUAGAUAAAUGGUAGCUAGUAGCUGAUUGGUUACAAUGGCCAACUUCCCCACUUUAUCUCUCUCAAGGGUUUGAUACAUCUCCUCCUAUAAUCUUUUAGUCAUCUCAAGCCCAAAGUUUUGUUAUGGAGCUGUAGGAAGAAAUAUUAUUCUAGAAAUGGUAAAAUGCAUCCACAUAAAUUAAAUGCGUUUCUCCCUUUUCAUGACAAAUAAGAUAUUUUAUAGCCAGUGGUUAUAAUUUACUGGUAGCUGCAAGCCCCAAGGUUUCCGCAGCGCUGUACAAGUGGAAUGAAACGUACAGUAAGUUACUCUGUACAUAUGUAAAACAAACCAGUAAAUUAAUUACAAACGAGAUACAUAAUUACAAAAUGCCCACUAGCAAAGACAUUUAUACAACCAUGAAAACCCAACCAUUUUGGUUUUACACCUAUUGUGGAUGAAUAAACUUCCGUUUAUAGGAUUGGGCAUUCCUUGUAUCCCUCUGGGUUUUUCAGCCAAGCAUUUAUAUCAGUUUCUUUUCCUUGCUAUGAAACACAACACCACUCAAUAUCAGGUACUGUUGUAUACAUAGUGUUUUUUGUUUUAAAUCCUCUGCGGAAAUAAAAUCGCUGCCUGUUGAUAUAAGUGCAUUGCUGAAAAGCACAGAAUGAAUGCAGAUUAAGUUUUGAAACCGUAUUUUGUAAACAUUUAUUUGGAUGAAUGUACAAGCCAUCUAGAGGUGGACAAUUUACUUUAUCAUAUGUAUCAAUUUCUGUUCUGUUUAGUUUUUUUCUGCAGUACGCACUAACAUCCCUACUGAGACCGAUUAACAAAUAUGUUGCUACUGUAUGUAUAUAUUUGUUUUUAAAAAUCUUGAAGAUGCGAUUAAACAAGGUUGCUAUCAUUGGGGAGGUGGUUAAAUCCUAGGGAUUAAUGUAUCUUUUAUAUAAGGAGUGUGGGGUCCUGCUAAAGUAUCACUGACACCAUUGUUAAGAGUAACAAACUGUAUAGGCAUCUUCUGGAACGUGACAGUGAAAAUGAAGACUGCAUUAGGCAGAUUGAUAUAACCACUUUUUUUCCAUGACUUCAGAAUGAUUCAUCUCCCGGGUACAGAGAUUUUUUGGGGGUUUGUUUCUGCUUUGAAUCUUGAAACGCAGCUUUUUUUUCUCCAAAUAAUGUGAAUAUCCAGAGCAGGUUACAGAUUAGAUCUGUCAUAAAAUAGCACAGACUCUGCACAAUCUCAAGACAAACACGCCGUCUGUAUGAACGCACCCUCCGUGUAAGCAAUACGGAACUCCUAACCAGGGGCGUAGCCAGAACUUUGUGGGUCCCAUAGUAACAUUUAGUUGGGGCACCCAUCCCAGUGCUUCUAGAGAGACACUUCUCUGCAGCAGUUGUUCAUUUUAUGCCGUAUAAUAGUGCCCUAGUUCAUUUUCUGAACCAUAGUUGAGCCUUAUUUAAUGUUAUGCCCCAUAGUAGUGCCCUAGUUUCUUUUAUGAAUCGCAGUAGUGCUUAAGUUCAGCCUAUGUCACAUUUCAGAGCUGCCAGUACACAUUAUGCCGCACAGUACCCCCAAUUCACAUUAUGAUAUAUAGUGCUUCCCGUUCAUACUGUGCCUCAUUACAGUGCCCCGGUUCAUAUUAUAUAACAUUAUAAUGCCCUCCAGUUCAUUUUAUACCACAUUACAAUGAGCAGGUCCUGGGGCAUACCUAGAUAUAUUGCAGGCCCCAAGGAAAAAGUUUGAAAGGACCCCUACGUACCACCCAAUGGCAAAAAAUGUAUAUAACACAUGUAACUUUGACAGGGACGGUGGGCCCCUCUUAGCUCUGGGCCCCAUAGCAGCUGCACUGCCUGCACCUAUGGUAGCUACACCCUUGCUCCUAACUAGAUAUGUAUGUACAUGUUUUAAUGAGUCAUGCUUCAUUUUUAAGCACGAAUGGAAGUAUAUUAGUCAACUACACUUGGUGAAUGCUGCCACUAUGUGGGCAGACCGAGGAAUCUGUGAGAUAUUGGUUUAGCUCUCACUGGCUUCCUCCUCUGUAUGUUGGUGAUGGGAUCGCUAUUAUGAGAUUUAUCCGUAUUCUCCACCUCUUCUUACUGUGACUGUUUGUAUAAUACAGAUCUUUUAACAAGCUACUACUGUGUCUAAGGCUGGGUACACACCUGAAUGAUCUCUGCACGAUGUGUAGUUUCCGGCAAAUAGUAAUGACCUAUCGGCCGGAUCGUACAGUGUGUAUGGCCAAUUGCACGCUCCUUCAGGCCAUACAUGAUAUAUUCUGGUUGGCUGUUCUGCACGGCCAACCAGAAGACACUGUGUACGUUGCCAAGGCAUAGUACCGCUGCAUCAUGCACGGCCAACCAGAAGACACUGUGUACGUUGCCAAGGCAUAGUACCGCUGCAUCAUGCAUUGUGUACACAUGGCACGAAGCAGUGUCCUUGUGGAUGUUGGAUCGGCCGGGAACACAUUGUCCUGAUGUGUACCCAGCCUAAGAAAUCAUGAGGUCAUUCCGAGUUGAUCGCUAGCUGAAAAUGUUCGCUGCACAGCGAUUACGUGAAAGACCGGCACUUCUGCGCAUGCGUAUGCGACACAGUGCGCAACGUACUUUCACAACGGCCAAUGUAUUUUCACACAAGGGCUAGCGAAGCUUUUCAGUCGCAAUGCCCGCCGCAGAGUGAUUGACAUGAAGUGGGCGUUUCUGGGUGUCAACUGGCCGUUUUCAGGGAGUGCUCGAAAAAAUGCAGGCGUGGCUGGGCGAACGCAGGGCGUGUUUGUGACAUUAAAACAGGAACUGAAUGGUCUGAAGUGAUCGCAAGCGCUGAGUAGGUCUGAAGCUACUCAGAAACUGCACAAUAUUUUUUUGUAGCCGUUCUGCGAUGCAUUCGUUCGUACUUCUGCUAAGCUAAGAUACACUCCCAGAGGGCAGCGGCUUAGCAUUUGCACGGCUGCUAAAAACUGCUAGCGAGCGAUCAACUCGGAAUGACCCCCUAUGUUACAUAGUGGUCAUGUGAACAAAGGAUGGCCACUGUAAUCCAUUAUGACUGCCGCAGGGCACUCUCAUACCGUUACCAAAUGAUCUACCUUGAUAUCCAGUAGCCAUUGCAGUUUUUUUUACCUCUUGCCUACAGGAUUUUAUAGCCGUUGAUUAUUAUACACUUUAUUUUGCACAAUAAUUUUAACAUUUUUUUUAAUGUAUUUUUUUUUCAUGUUUCUAAAUCUGUGUUAAAUGUCAUCAAAUGAGAUGAAUAGGACUUUUAUCAAAUAAAAAUAGAACCAUUUUAAAGCUC
Pseudophryne corroboree (corroboree frog) is the source of this 5733-nucleotide messenger RNA. RefSeq names its product acid phosphatase 2, lysosomal (gene ACP2). The transcript is spliced from 11 exons. The record is from RefSeq and is a predicted model, not a curated record. Gene Ontology annotation, cellular component: lysosome. Gene Ontology annotation, biological process: lysosome organization; dephosphorylation. Gene Ontology annotation, molecular function: acid phosphatase activity. Lineage: Eukaryota; Metazoa; Chordata; Amphibia; Anura; Myobatrachidae. Bases 138 to 1412 code for a protein of 424 amino acids.